This is a messenger RNA of Lactuca saligna, 741 nucleotides long. The record is from the annotation of a GenBank genome assembly. Lineage: Eukaryota; Viridiplantae; Streptophyta; Magnoliopsida; Asterales; Asteraceae.
AUGAUAUAUAUCAUAACUCGUGCAUCCAUUUCAAAUGCAUAUCCCAUUUUUGCACAGAAGGGCUAUGAAAAUCCACGAGAAGCGACUGGACGUAUUGUAUGCGCCAAUUGCCAUUUAGCUAAUAAACCAGUGGAUAUUGAGGUUCCGCAAACGGUACUUCCCGAUACUGUAUUUGAAGCAGUUGUUCGAAUUCCUUAUGAUAUGCAACUGAAACAAGUUCUUGCUAAUGGCCCUGUUCCUGGUCAGAAAUAUAGUGAAAUCACGUUUCCUAUUCUUUCCCCGGACCCCGCUACUAAGAAAGACAUUCACUUCUUAAAAUAUCCUAUAUACGUAGGCGGAAACAGGGGAAGGGGCCAGAUUUAUCCUGACGGGAGCAAGAGUAACAAUACAGUUUAUAAUGCUACAGCAUCCGGUAUAGUAAGCAAAAUCCUACGAAAAGAAAAGGGGGGAUACGAAAUAACCAUAGCGGAUGCAUCGGAUGGACGUCAAGUGGUUGAUAUUAUCCCUCCGGGGCCAGAACUUCUUGUUUCAGAAGGCGAAUCUAUCAAAUUUGAGCAGCCGUUGACAAGUAAUCCUAAUGUGGGCGGAUUUGGUCAGGGAGAUGCAGAAAUAGUACUUCAAGAUCCAUUACGUGUACAAGGCCUUUUGUUCUUCUUAGCAUCUGUUAUUUUGGCACAAAUAUUUUUGGUUCUUAAAAAGAAACAGUUCGAGAAGGUUCAAUUGUCCGAAAUGAAUUUCUAG